Messenger RNA from Paramecium octaurelia, 1575 nucleotides. Lineage: Eukaryota; Ciliophora; Oligohymenophorea; Peniculida; Parameciidae. The record is from the annotation of a GenBank genome assembly.
AUGCUGGCAACUAGUAUCAUUCCUAGUAAAAUUAGAAAUCAAUAUUCGAAAAUAGAGAAGAUGUUGUAUUGGUAAAAUUUAGGAAAUAAGCAAAACUUUGCAAUUUUUUGCUCUAUUGUUCAUUUCUUCAUGUUUCAGAAAAAUUAUUAGCCAAUAUAAAAAAUUUUGAACACCAAUGGAAAGAUUUUGACUAAGGAUUCUCAAGAAUUAAAAUAAUUAAUACUCAAAAGUCUUGAAGAUUAAAAUCCAAUUUAACAAUUUUUUAGGAAUUUAUCAAAGCAAUAGGAAUGCAUUGAAAAAAAUAUUGAGAAUUUAUUAGAUGAACUGUGUAGAAUACAUUUGCUAAACAAAAACUAAAAGGCAUCUUUGCAUAAGUUAGGAUUAUUUUUAUCAAUUGAAAUUAAUUUCUUGAAUAGCAAUGAAAAAUAUGGAAGGGGAGUUUAAUAAAUCUUACUCUUUAAAAGUGAUAAAGAAUUUUAUUUCCUUAUCCCUCCUCAUUAAAUUACAUAAUUGCCUAAACUCCCAUGUUAAAUGUGUAGUAGCUAAAUGUAGUAUUAUAUUAAGUUGACUUGCAAACAUUUGAUUUGCUUGACUUGUAUCUAAACUUAAAAAGAGAAUUCAAAAGACAAUUACUUCCCUUGCGAAUGCAAACAAAUAAUUUUGAAAAAUGAGUUUUUGGAUGAUGCUAUAAAGGUAAUUUAAGAUAGUUAAAUACUAAAUGACUAUCAUUUUAGCAUAGCGCAAUUUUAUGAAAUGGACACAAAGGGAGAUUAGAGGAAAAAGGAAUCCAAAUAUGAAGAUGCUAUGUAUAUGAAAUAAUAGCCAAAUUAUUAUCAUCCCCAAGAGAUCAAGAAAUAUGAUUCAAAAAUCAUGGAUAGUUCAUAUAAAUAUUCGAGGCAAAAUCUAGAAAGAAUUCAAAAAAAUUAUGAUAAUACGGAUGUUAAUCCUUACUAUAGAUUGCAAAGAUUUGACUAAGAAUGUGAUGAGUAAUUUAUUUUAUAACCUAGUUAUUAUAUUGGGGCUGCGGUCAGAUAACAAUAUUAUUGCUUAAAUUAACAAGCAAGGACUUACUAGCCACAACCAAUGUAAGGGAAAGAUCAUUUCCAAGAGGGAAACUCACAUUCCUUCGAUCUAAUGAGUUCGAUGGAAGAACGAUCAUAAUAAUUCUGUGAAUAUAGCCAAAAAUUCCAAAAUCAGUUAUGUUCAUAUUGUUUGUCUCCAUUUGAUGAAUUCAAUUUGAUUUAAGACAUAGGUUGUUCUAAACAUGUAAUUGGGGCUUGUUGUAUUAAUAGAAAUUAUGAGAAAUGUCCAUAAUGCGAAAAAGUUAAAGAAUUAUAGAGUCGUAAGGCUGGUAGCAUGAAAUUCAAACCUGUCAAAGCCAAUAUCCACAAUUAGCCGACUGUUUAUUUUGGAGAUUAAAAUACAUAAAAAAAACAAACAAAGACGUCAAUAAUGAUACCCUCCUCAAAUCGAUUAGAACCAACAAAGAGUUCAAUUUAUGGAAAUUCAAGUUAAGAAGGGUAAAUUCAGAUGCAAUCUUAUCAAAGAAUUCGCUAGUCCAUUGAAUAUCAUUGA